AAGGAGAUAUCCCUAACCCUCCGUUCUCCUUUUCCUCUGCUCUUAAAAGGAAGAAGAAACCAAGGACCACCUCCAACCACCUCCUCUCUCUCUCUCUCUCUCUCUCUCUCUCAUUCUCUUUUCGGACCCAUCGAAUUAGACUCGAAACGAUGGCCGCCGCCGUUGCCGACGGAAUCGAAUUGAAGCCGAGCGCCCCGGCGGAGGACAUCGAGAACGGCGCGCCGCGGAGCGUCCCCUCGAACGGCGCUGGCACCGUAGGCGAAGACGGGGGCGCGGUGGUGACGUCGGUGGUGCGGCGGUGGAAGCGGGAGGACCUCCUGGAGAAGAGCACGCUGCUGCUCCGCGCGCUGGGCUGCCUCUUCUCCCUCGUCUCCCUCCUCGUCAUGGCCUCCAACAAGCACGGCGAUUGGAAGGAUUUCGAUCGCUACGAGGAAUACAGGUAUGUGUUGGCGAUCGCCAUCCUGGCGUUUCUGUACUCCAUGGCCCAGGUGGUGAGGCAGGUGCAGAGGUUCAACACGGGAAGAGAUCCGGUGCCGAAACGGUUUUCGGGGAUUCUGGACUUCGCCGGAGAUCAGGGCAUUGCAUACCUGUUGAUCUCGUCGCUAUCUGCAGCCAUCCCACUUACUAAUCGUAUGCGAGAUGGAGCGGAUAAUAUGUUCACGGAUGCAUCUUCAGCUUCCAUUAGCAUGUCCUUCUUUGCGUUUAUAGCCCUUGCUUUAUCCGCUCUUAUAUCAGGGUACAAACUUUCUAAACAAACUUACAUAUAGAUGCACCCUCUUGUUUGUUUUUUUGUUUUUUUUCAGUACCUUGUGUCUGUACGUUCAGUCUCUCAUAGCACAGUGCAUGUUGCUCCAUUCCUAGUACCAUUCAGAGUUUAUAUUUAAAAUGUGUUUCUAUGAUAAUAAGAUCUUCUGGAAGUAAUAAUACUUUUAUUUGUUUUUUUUUUAAUUUGUAACAUUGUCUUAAUUUA
Phoenix dactylifera (date palm) is the source of this 970-nucleotide messenger RNA. Its product is annotated as CASP-like protein 4B1. NCBI's taxonomy places the organism in Eukaryota, Viridiplantae, Streptophyta, Magnoliopsida, Arecales, Arecaceae. The record is from RefSeq and is a predicted model, not a curated record.